Molecule: messenger RNA, 1637 nt
Organism: Daldinia caldariorum
Lineage: Eukaryota; Fungi; Ascomycota; Sordariomycetes; Xylariales; Hypoxylaceae
Product: putative hydroxyindole O-methyltransferase
Exons: 2
Coding region: 383-1429 (348 amino acids)
Molecular function (GO): O-methyltransferase activity
Source: RefSeq, a predicted model, not a curated record
CAGGGCACGAGAUAAUUCUAUACUUAGCCCCCACGUUCCACUGCAUAUCGAGGGAGGCGGCUCAGCCAGUGCUAGUAAUGAGAUCAUUUGAGGGGUCGAAUCGUCGCUUAAUAUGGGUUUGUAAUUUCUAGUAGCUUAGGGCAGCCUGUCUAUUACCAUUAAGCCCCUGCCCGUAACGCAGCUCCUAGCUCAAAUUCAGGAAAAUACCACCAAAUAUCUCGAGUUUUUCUUGGGAAAAUCACUACCUGAGCCAUCAUUUGAGAACGGCCAUGGUCUGGAUCCCAAUCAAGGGCUUCCAGCGGAUGUUCAAGCCGCCAGAGACGCCGCCCUCGAAGCCACUGACGAGCUACAUCGUCUGCUCCUCGGUCCACUCGGACUAAUAAUGAGCUGCCCAGCAGACCAGUAUCUCAUGCUCGGUAUUCAGUACAUAUGCAGGUACAAGCUCGCGGAGCUUGUGCCACUUCAUGGUGAGACGACGUUCGAUGCCAUUGCCUCUGCGGCAGGCCUCCCCGUUAAAGACGUAACAAGAUUCCUACGCCUAACUGCUGGGUGGCAUGUUUUUCACGAAACGUCAAAAGGGGCAGUGGUACACACGGCCGCAUCUCGACAACUGCUCGAUAAUCCAAUGCUGAAAGCAUGGAUCAAUAAUAUCGCCGAGGAGUUCUGGCCGUCGUUGGCGCGGACCGUGGACGCAACAGAGAGAUGGCCUGGAAGCGAAGAACCUAACGAGAGCGGCUAUUCACUGAGCCAUAACACCGACGAGAAUCCGUUCAACGUUAUAAAGCGCGACCCAGCACGACAGCAGCGAUUCAUGGAUGUACAAAGCUUCUCUCAUCAACAUUUCACCUUCAACGUGGAACACCUCCUAAAUGGCUACGAUUUCGGCAGUGUGCGAAGCUUAGUUGACGUAGGAGGAGCUCAUGGAGAAGUAGCUAUAGCCCUAGCGCGCAAAUACCCUCAUAUGAAGAUUGUCGUCCAAGAUCAGCCAGAAGUCAUCAAGGGCUUGGAGAAGCGCAUCCCAGAAGAGCUGAAAAAUCGCAUUCACGGCAUGGAGCACGAUUUCUUCACCCCACAGCCAGUCAACGGCGCUGACGCGUACCUACUACGUUGGGUUUUCCACAACUGGAGCGACAAAUAUUGUGUAAAGAUCCUGCAGUCGCUAGUACCGAGUUUGAAGAAGCAAGCCAAAAUUAUCAUCAAUGACAUUUGCAUCCCAGAGCCGGGACAGUUGGGUAUUGCGGCCGAUUGCGGACUCAGACAGAUGGACAUCUUGAUGAAGGCAUUCAAUAACGCUCGGGAACGUGAUGCGGAGACGUGGGAGAUGCUUUUUACACUGGCGGACCCAAGGUUUAACUUCCUAGGUAUUAAGCUACCGCAAGGGGCGAGAAUGGCCAUUAUUCAGGCCGAGUGGACAGGCGGUGAGCAAUGAUUACAGUGCAGUGGACUUAGCCUAGGUAGAGAAACCGUUACGAGUAUUAUAUAUCCGUAUAAUAGAUUUGAUGUCCGCGUCCAAGCUCGAUCACGCUUCUUUACAGAUAAGAGUUACCCGAUCCGCAUCCCUUAGCCUUAGCAGCAUUUCUAGAUCAACGUCAUUCAGACAGUUGUCAACCCUCUUGCGUACCGCAUCGUCGUUCUCG